AUGGACGGCCCCGGAUACACCUCUGCGUCGUCUGCGUCCGCUCAUACCGCAACUUCACAUCGUCGCAAGCUCAUCAAGAAGCCUCCCUCUCACGCCUACGCCCGCUCCUCGUCUGGCUUCGAUGGUGGUGGUGGCUUCGACGCCCAGUCCCUCGAGAGCAAACGCAGCUCGCAGAGCCUGAGAAGGGCCCCCAGCGCUCCCCCAGCCCGCUCCAACCCCGCGGCCGUCGACUGGUAUUCCAACCAAGAGUCUGACUUGGCCAACAACACCAUCCGUCCGAUCCCAUCUCCAAACUUGGCCAACGCCGACUUUGCCCCCGCCAGCCACUGGGCGCCCGUACCUCGUCAUACCGACCGCCUCUCCGAUUCCCACCUGCGCCCUCUGAGCAGGACCGCCCCCGACGACCUGAUCGGCGCCCCCUUCGACGGCGCAGCAAUCCUGAACCGCAUCGAGUCCACAAAGGCUCCGAGCCCAAAGGCUCCCGUCCACCGUCACUUUCCGCCCCAGUUCAAGCACCCUAACGACGUGAAGCUUGCGACUCCCGUUUUGCGAUCUUCGGCCAGCUUUACCGCGAUGGAUUCGUCCCUGUCGGAAAAGGGCCUCGGCCCAAGGGCCCCGACCGAUGGCCCAUCUAUCAACCCCAAGCGAUAUUCAGACGACGGCAGAGAUUCAAAGCCUGCCGUCCUGCGCAAAAAGUCGGGCUUUUCGGGCUUCAUGAACAGUCUAGUCGGCUCGCCCAAGAAGCCCAUCAUCUCGGCCCCAGAGAACCCCGUUCACGUCACCCACGUCGGCUACGACAGUUCGACCGGCCAGUUCACCGGUCUGCCCAAGGAAUGGCAACGGCUUAUCAACGAGAGCGGAAUUCCCGAAAAGGAGAGGCGAGAGAACCCGCAGACCAUGGUUAAUAUUUUGCAGUUCUACAAGGAGACGACCGAACGGCCUCCUGAGGACCAGAGCCUCGAAAAGUUCCAUCAUGCGGGUAACUACGCCACUUCUCCGGCGACUGCAGCAUCACCGGGCAUGUACCCGUCAAACUAUAUGGGUAUGUCACCGAAUACUAGUUCCACGAACCCCAGGUUUCCAACUGUCAAUCAUGAAGGAAGUUUUGAGAAUCCCCGGGCCCCCCCGCCCGUUCCCAGAGGUCACGUCCCCGGCAAGGACCUGAUGCCCAGCCGUCCGGCCCCGAAGCCGCCUGUCAGCAUGAACAACCGGCAUAUGCCUCAAGGGGCCUACGCCGCCAAGGAUUCCGGCAUCGGUAUGUCCCAGCCCGGCGACGACUCUUACGGUAUGUCCAAGGACAACGGUCCUAUGCUCCCCGAGGAGCACCGGUCAAGGUCCAACUCGCGCGCCGCCGGACCUACACCCUACGCUCCGACAGGCCCCCAGCCCAACCCAGCGCUCGCCCAAGCUCAAGCCGCCGCCUAUCAGCAACAACUCUUGCAACAGCAGCAGGAGCAGGCUCUUGCACAGGCACAAGCCGCCAUGUCUGGUGGAGUCGGCCGGGCUCCCAGCAAGCGAACCCCUCACCAGACCGCCAACCAGCCCAAUGCCGCCUAUGGACGUGUUCCCGAUGCCAACGGAGUGGCCAAUGCUCCUCGUCAGCAAGCCGGCCCAGCAGGUGUACCCGGAGCCAGGCCACGACACCGAGCUCGCCAGAGCGCAGCCAUCGAUGUGGUCGCCUCGCUCAAGCGGAUAUGUAACGAGGGUGAUCCCCGAGACAUUUACCGCGGGUUUAACAAGAUUGGUCAGGGUGCGUCUGGUGGUGUCUUUACUGGCCAUGAGCGCGGCUCGAAUCGACUGGUCGCUAUCAAGCAGAUGAAUCUCGAGCAGCAACCUAAGAAGGACCUGAUCAUCAACGAGAUUCUCGUCAUGAAGGACAGCUCACAUCCCAACAUUGUCAACUUUAUCGACAGCUACCUGUGCGGAGGCGAGCUGUGGGUUGUCAUGGAGUUUAUGGAGGGUGGCAGCCUUACGGAUGUUGUCACCUUUAACAUCAUGUCAGAAGGACAAAUUGCGUCAGUGUGCCGGGAGACCCUCAACGGCCUGCAGCACCUGCAUUCCAAGGGCGUCAUCCACCGAGAUAUCAAGUCGGACAACAUUCUGCUGUCCAUGGAGGGCAACAUUAAGCUGACCGACUUUGGAUUCUGCGCCACCAUCAACGAGGCUCAGAACAAGCGAACAACCAUGGUGGGCACACCGUACUGGAUGGCACCCGAGGUUGUCACUAGGAAAGAGUACGGACGCAAGGUGGAUAUUUGGUCUCUGGGCAUCAUGGCGAUCGAAAUGAUAGAAGGCGAGCCGCCAUACCUGACCGAAUCUCCCUUGCGUGCGCUGUGGUUGAUUGCGACCAACGGAACACCUCACAUCAAGAACGAGCAGGAUCUGUCACCCAUGUUCAAGGACUUUUUGUACUUUGCGCUCAAGGUGGAUCCUGAGAAGCGAGCAAGCGCCCAUGAUCUACUUCGGCACGAAUUCAUGAAGCAGUGUGUCGACCUGUCUCAACUCUCGCCGUUGGUACGAGCUGCCCGAGAACAAAAGGCUCAAGAGAAGGCUCGCAAGGGGCAGUAG
This is a messenger RNA of Fusarium falciforme, 2568 nucleotides long. Its product is annotated as Non-specific serine/threonine protein kinase. Bases 1 to 2568 code for a protein of 855 amino acids. Gene Ontology annotation, biological process: protein phosphorylation; regulation of MAPK cascade; intracellular signal transduction. Gene Ontology annotation, molecular function: ATP binding; protein serine/threonine kinase activity. The record is from RefSeq and is a predicted model, not a curated record. Lineage: Eukaryota; Fungi; Ascomycota; Sordariomycetes; Hypocreales; Nectriaceae. Gene Ontology annotation, cellular component: cytoplasm. The transcript has 4 exons.